AUGAGGUUCUUCACACUGUCCGUCGCCGCCGCUCUCUGCGGACUUGCAGCUUCUCUCACGGCCGGGGAAGCGCCUCUCUACAAACGAACCGACUUCUGCGGACGACGCCCCGAAUUCGACUACUGCGAGAUCAGCGGAAAAUACGUCGUCUGCGAUGGCGGCAAGCCUACCUUUUACACUUGUGACGGCGGGUGCAAGCCCCUGUGCCACGACGGCACACCCUGCUUCAAGAAAGGAUUCUGUGCCGACAACCAACCCUGCGUCGCUAGAUGUGAUAACGGCAAGCUCAGUGGCCCUCCAAGCUGGGCUCACUAG
Molecule: messenger RNA, 315 nt
Organism: Microsporum canis CBS 113480
Lineage: Eukaryota; Fungi; Ascomycota; Eurotiomycetes; Onygenales; Arthrodermataceae
Exons: 1
Coding region: 1-315 (104 amino acids)
Source: RefSeq, a predicted model, not a curated record